CACGCCGACAUGAAUGAACCGCACCAAAAGCGGGAUUAUGUCUACCUUACAUUCCAAAGCGCCUCACGCUUCCACCGCAGCAAAUAAUGAGAAGAAAAGGAAAAGGGAAAAAACCAAAGGGCCUGACAAAAUCUGAAAAAGAGGGCUCCUUCAUUCUGGAAUAUUGCGGAAGAAGUCAUUUGCGACAGAGAGACAGAAAGGGAAAUAAAGCCGGUGCGUCGAGCCGGGCAAUGAGUGGCUUUUGGUUUUGAUGGAGUUGAAUGGAGACCUGCAGGGUCUCAUCGAGAGGGCUUGGGCGCUGAAAGACGCCAUCGAUGGCGAAAUCAACAACAGUUUCGGGUAUUGCAGCUUCUGCUCGCGACAUGGCCACAACUGCGACAUUGCAGGGACGGCAUAUAAGGAGAGAGAGAGGCUCUCUGCCAUAAGAGAUUCAUUGAAGAAUGUGGAAUCCAUGCUCAUGUACUUGCAGAGGCUACGGAGCUGGCAGCACUUGGAACGACACGCAGCGCUUGCUCGGUUGGAAGAUAGCAGAUCGGUCCUCCUUGAAAAUGUGAGCCAAUAUCAAGGAAGGCCUCUCGACGUGGUGCGAGAAUUAAACGCGUGUUUCAGCGACCGAAAAAUGGUGUUCAACAAGAUCAAAUCGAGAGAUCAAAAGGAGAAAAGAAACGACAAUCCGGCCGACCUCAAGCCUCACAAAAGGCCGGGACUAGGCUUCAUCGCCUGUUGCUUUAAGCUACUGCUCAGUCCAUGGAAAUGGCAGGAGGCCGUCGGGAUUGCAGUGAAACUAGUCGUUGUCUCCGCUAGCAUUUCGUCAACGAUGUCUUUCAUAAGUUGCAAGCAGCAGAAAUGGAGUUCCAGUAAAGAAUUUGUGUCACUGAGGGACCCAACAGAAGGAGGGAAAGAUGGCAGUUUGGUAGGCAUUUCAAAGAGGCCUCUGCAUGUUUUGAAUGGCAGGGGAUGACUGCGUGGCUACUAAUUCAUUAAUUCAUUGAAUGCAUCGAGCUUAUAGCUUCUGUUUUUGUCCUAGAAAAUAUCUUUUCUACAGUUUUCAAGGAUGCAUGGUGUGUGAUCUGAUAAUGAUACUCUGUUGUAUAAAAUACCGGGGCAAGAAUCCUUUAUGAAAUAAACGGAUUUUUUUUUUCCGCUUUA
Eucalyptus grandis is the source of this 1149-nucleotide messenger RNA. RefSeq lists its product as uncharacterized. Lineage: Eukaryota; Viridiplantae; Streptophyta; Magnoliopsida; Myrtales; Myrtaceae. The transcript is spliced from 2 exons. Bases 251 to 961 code for a protein of 236 amino acids. The record is from RefSeq and is a predicted model, not a curated record. Gene Ontology annotation, biological process: chloroplast fission.